GACAGGUAGACAGAAGGAGAGAGAGCAGUAAAAGGGAAGGAAGUCAGCCAGGAAGACGCAGGCCCAUUGGCCAGGCAGAACCAGUGUGUCCCCUGACUGAGAGGAGGUACAGAGACAGGCAGAGAGGGCAAGUAGGUGGCAUGUUGUGUGGGGACAGCUGUUGUGACUCAAAUGCCAGCCUGGGCCACUGGGCAGGUGUAGAUGGCCUCCUAGGCUGUCUGGUGUUUAUCUGGCUCCGGGUCUGGGGUCUGACGCACAUGGCACCUGGCUGCUGGUGGGACUGGACUGCACUUGCAUCUAGCCACUUCCGGCCACUUGGCCUGGGCCUGGGCAAUCAGUGUUGCCUUUUCAGGGCCAAGCCCCCCCCACCCCCCUAUCAGGACUUUCCGGGCUCCAGAGGUCACUGGGCAGGCAGCACAGCCGCUGCCAAAACAAACCAGCCCCCGUGACUUGUAGGAAAGUGGCUGGGGGAAGGGCCGGGCCGCCAGGCACAGGAAAGGCUAGAGGAGGCCCAUGGCGGCUUGGACUUGCUCAGAGGAAGGGGACCGGCGUGGAAGCAAAUGCGAAUGGACGGCUACAUAGCCACAAGCAUGGUGGGACUAGAAAAGCCAGAACUUUGAAGCUCAUUCCUCCAGUUUAGAAUCCCACCCUUCGGGCCUCUGAGCACACCUGAGUGCCCGCUGCAAGUGUGAGGCCAGGCUGGUGGCUGAGCCUACCCGGGCCAACCCCUUCAGGCCCCGCCCCACCAGCCAGGUGGCCUCAGUGGCAGCCAGUCCUGGGGUCCGCCCUUCCCCGCCCCGUCUCCGCCUCCCACCCAGCCCCCUCCUCCUCAGGUGAGGCUGCAGGCUCAGCAGGGCCCACGCUGCUGACUGCCGCUGCCACCCCUGCCUCCCGCGCUGCCCGCGGCUGUGGGGACGCCAUGCCCCUACCCAGGCCCGGAGACUAACCCCAAACCCGCACCAUCUCCAGCGGACCCCAGGGUAAGGCGCAGAAUGCGGAGCCCCUUGCCCCCCACCAAUCUGACGCCCACCAGCCCAUACAAGGGAUCUCAGGAACCCCAGAUCACCUCCACCCUGCUUUUCCUGCAAGCUCAGACAUCCGAGGACUCCCCAAAGUUUUUCAGCCCUCAAGUGCCCUGGAGUUGCAGUCUCGGCCCUCCAGGCUCUGCCUCGCCACUCCAGGUGUCCCCCUGGUGGCUGGUCACACAUUGCCACCAUUGACCCCCUCCCAACCUCUUGCAUGCUCUGUCCCCAGCGCAGGGCCAGCUGCUCCCUGGAUGAGAGCCUGGGACUGGGGGCGCCAGGACAGAGCCAAGCCAGGCUCCCCCAGGUCGUGCCUCCUUGUUCCUGUCCCUAGGUCCCGCCCCGGCCCAACAGGUCAACCUGGGAAUCAUUAACAAGAGUCUCUGACAUGGCGAAGAAAGAGGAUGGGGAACCUGGGACUCACAGAGGCAGUUUCACGUGUCCAAGACCCCAGCCAGGAAAGGGUGUCCGGACUGCAUCAUGUUGCUCCAGACCCAAAGUGUUGGCCCUCACUGUGGGGACUCUGCUGCUCCUGACAGGCAUUGGGGCCGCAUCCUGGGCCAUUGUGACCAUCCUACUUCGGAGUGACCAGGAGCCGCUGUACCCAGUGCAGGUCAGCCCCGGGGACUCACGGCUUGCGGUGUUCGACAAGACGGAGGGGACCUGGAGGCUGCUGUGUUCCUCACGCUCCAACGCCAGGGUGGCAGGGCUCAGCUGUGAGGAGAUGGGCUUCCUCAGGGCCCUGGCACACUCGGAGCUGGAUGUGCGGACCGCGGGCGCCAACGGUACAUCGGGCUUCUUCUGCGUGGAUGAGGGCGGCCUACCAACGGCUCAGAGGUUGUUGGAUGUCAUCUCUGUGUGCGACUGCCCUAGAGGCCGAUUCCUGACUGCCAUCUGCCAAGACUGUGGCCGCAGAAAACUGCCAGUGGAUCGCAUUGUGGGUGGUCAGGACAGCAGCCUGGGAAGGUGGCCAUGGCAGGUCAGCCUGCGUUAUGAUGGGACCCACCUCUGUGGGGGAUCCCUGUUGUCCGGGGACUGGGUGCUGACAGCCGCGCAUUGCUUUCCAGAGCGUAACCGGGUCCUGUCUAGAUGGCGAGUAUUUGCUGGUGCUGUGGCCCGGACCUCACCUCAUGGCGUGCAACUAGGUGUUAAGACUGUGAUCUAUCAUGGGGGCUACCUUCCCUUUCGAGACCCUACUAUUGAGGAGAACAGCAAUGAUAUCGCCCUGGUCCACCUCUCCAGCCCCCUGCCUCUCACAGAAUACAUCCAGCCGGUGUGUCUCCCUGCUGCGGGACAGGCCCUGGUGGAUGGCAAGGUCUGUACUGUGACUGGCUGGGGCAACACACAGUUCUAUGGCCAGCAGGCUGUGGUGCUCCAAGAGGCCCGGGUCCCCAUCAUAAGCAACGAAGUCUGCAACAGCCCUGACUUCUAUGGGAAUCAGAUCAAACCCAAGAUGUUCUGUGCUGGUUAUCCUGAAGGUGGCGUUGAUGCUUGCCAGCAUCUCUGGGACGUCAAGAUGGCGGCUAUGUGGCAUCGUAAGCUGGGGAACGGGCUGCGCUUUAGCCCAGAAGCCAGGAGUGUACACCAAAGUCAUUGACUUCCGGGAGUGGAUCUUCCAGGCCAUAAAGACUCACUCCGAAGCCAGUGGCAUGGUGACUCAGCCCUGACCCAGCCUCACCUCGCUGCUUUGUGCUGCACAUGCCUCCAUGGAGUUGGGUGAUGCCUCCAGCCUCACAUGGCAGGCUCCACACGGGGCCUCACACAGAGCAGUUUUCUUCACAGACCCAGUCCACAGGUCCGAGGACUCUCUUCCCCAGUGGCUGGCCCACUCAGUCUUGGGGCCACUCAGCCUCAACCUCCCACCCCAUGUAUAUAUGUUACUCUGUUCUCUGGGGGUUGCUCUCCAGGCACCCCAGUGGGAAUACUCUUUAAAUAAUAAA
Onychomys torridus (southern grasshopper mouse) is the source of this 2962-nucleotide messenger RNA. RefSeq names its product hepsin (gene Hpn). Gene Ontology annotation, molecular function: serine-type endopeptidase activity; serine-type exopeptidase activity. The record is from RefSeq and is a predicted model, not a curated record. The transcript is spliced from 13 exons. Bases 1411 to 2619 code for a protein of 402 amino acids. Gene Ontology annotation, biological process: regulation of cell shape; proteolysis; negative regulation of epithelial to mesenchymal transition. Lineage: Eukaryota; Metazoa; Chordata; Mammalia; Rodentia; Cricetidae. Gene Ontology annotation, cellular component: membrane.